Messenger RNA from Baudoinia panamericana UAMH 10762, 1119 nucleotides. RefSeq lists its product as uncharacterized. The transcript has a single exon. The record is from RefSeq and is a predicted model, not a curated record. Lineage: Eukaryota; Fungi; Ascomycota; Dothideomycetes; Mycosphaerellales; Teratosphaeriaceae. The coding region runs from base 1 to 1119 and encodes 372 amino acids. Gene Ontology annotation, cellular component: cytoplasm; nucleus.
AUGACAGAGCCAGAAGCGAAACGAAUGAAGAUGGCAAAUGGAAGCGAGGCACCUGUCAUCGGCACUCACAAUGGCCAUUUUCAUGCGGACGAGGCCCUCGCAGUAUUCUUGCUCAAGCUCUUGCCUGAUUACAGACACGCCACGCUCGUCCGGACACGCGACCCUGACCUUCUUAAAACCUGCACAAUCGUCGUGGAUGUAGGCGGAGUGCAUGAUGACGACCUUCUGCGCUACGACCACCAUCAGCGCGAGUUCAACGCCACCUUUCCUGGCAAACAGACGAAGCUGUCAAGUGCCGGCCUUGUGUGGAUGCAUUACGGCAAGCAGAUCAUCAGCGUCGUGACUCAACUUGAUGCACAAAGUCCAGACUGCGAGCUGCUCUAUCAGAAGAUAUACGAUGACUUCGUGGAAGCCUUCGACGCCAAUGACAACGGUAUCUCUGUGUACGACCCAACUGCCCUGCGGAAAGCGGGCAUCGAGAAGAAGUUCUCCGACAAAGGCUUCAGCAUCGCUAGCGUGGUGAACAGAUACAACUACGCUCCAUCUGCGAGAGAAGGGGCAGAGGGUCCCACUGCAAACGGAACCACUACCAGCGGCGCUCCAACGGCCCAGUCGGGCAAAUCGCAAGAUGGGGAGGAUGCUCGCUUUCUGCGCGCCAGCGCCUUUGUUGGCGAGCAGUUCAGCCUAGAAAUCGAUGAUAGGUUCGCUUCAUGGCUUCCGGCGCGCGCUGUCGUCAAGCAAGCGUUCUCUGAGCGAACCAAGUACGAAGCUAAGGGGCGCAUCAUCGUGAUUCCGUACCGGUCAGAAGGCGUACCCUGGUCUGACCACCUCUACGCGCUGGAGUCAGAAAGUGAUGCAGAAGGCCAGGUACUCUACGCGUUAUUUGCUGAAAACGGUGAGCCAGGCAGUAAAUGGAGGAUACGAGCUGUAAGUCUUGACCCGGGCAGUUUCGAGAACAGGAAAGGUCUGCCCGAAGCAUGGCGAGGCGUGCGAGACGAGGAGCUGAGUAGAGUCAGCGGAGUGCCGGGCUGCAUUUUCGUUCACGCUAGUGGCUUCAUCGGCGGCAACGCUACGUUCGAGGGCGCCCUUGAGAUGGCCAAGAAGGCUGUGGAGAUGUAA